GUAACGGAACGCUAUGUUUAUUUACGUUCGCGAGUCAAUCGCACGCAAAUCACAAUAGUCAUUACGCACAAAAAUAAAAAUUCUCAGUGUGAUGCUCUUUAAAAAGUUCUGAAGAUGUGGUAUCUACCAUGGUCUGAAAAUAUUAAAAAAAGAGCCUGCAGGUAUCUGCUACAACGAUAUUUGGGCAAUUUCCUCGAAGAGAAACUGACUUUGGAUCAGCUGAGUGUCGACUUGUACAAUGGUACUGGGACAGUCAGCGAUGUUAGCCUUGACUGCGAUGUGCUCAACGAGCUGGGAGAUGCACAGAAUUGGCCCUUGGAGAUAGUAGAUGGCCAUGUGAAGGAGAUUAUGGUCUCCAUCCCAUGGUCAACACUGUUUAAAGAUGACUCCGUUGUCAAAAUCAACGGAUUGACGCUUACCGUACAGCCGAAAGUGCGAACUGAACCAGUGUCAUCAAUGCUGGAGUCGAUGUGGUCCUCCAUGUCCUCUUCUAUGCAACUAGCCGCUGAGUGCCUGAAGGAAGAGGUUGGUCCCCAGGAUUCCCAACCCGUCGAAGGCAUCGAGAUGUUUGCUCAUGCCAUAGACUCAAUACUAAGCCGUGUCAAAGUGAAAUUUGAAAACACUAUAAUUCGUAUUGAACAUGUACCGAAAAACGGUGAUCGAGGCAUCGCACUUGAGGUCCAUAUAAAGAAUAUCGACUACUUCGACGAAGCCGGGACGGAACCGACCCCGGGGGAAACAGAUCCUGACAAGCCGAAAACCUACAUAGUAGCAACAUACACGAACAAAAAAAUUAAAUUCGAUGGAGUCACUCUAUACACAGACGAGUUCCCAUCAAAACUGCGGACUAUGGCACGGAGUCUCAUCAUGGAGAAGUCCAUAUCCUCACAAGUUGAUAAAACCGAGAAUCAAGAGACUCCAGACGUGAACUUUCAAAGCACCAUUUCGGAUGUUUUCUAUGAAACUAGAAGUGUGAUAUCUACCAUAGAAACAGAGACAUUCAAAGAAGCUAUCCCUGAAGAAGAGAAGAGUCGACCAGAGUCGAGAGAAUCGACGCCUGAGAAGGUCAAUCACCCCGAUCCGAUAUUAUUUGCCAAAUUGUUGGGAGAACAGGAAGUGGCCUUGAAAUUGAAGCAUACUUCGGAAGUGGAGGGGCCUAAAGUCGAAAUUAAUAUAUUACUUGGGUCCUUCAUUGUGUUCAUUACUCCGAGACAGCUACAUACGCUGAUAGAGCUCGCUGAUGCUCUCUAUCAGCCGGAUUUGGAGGACAGAAGUAACAUACCAUUGCGUCCUAGCGGUAUGUCCCAGUGCAAGCCGAUGAAGCCAGCAGACUUCCAACUGGUGGAAGCUCAAUUACUUGGUACCUUCGAGAAGCAUAACUCGAAGCCUGCUGGCGGUAUGUCUGGCUGGUCUGGGCCAAGUUACGACGAUACUGAGAAUGACAAUGAGAUAUUCUACCCAAUGACCUCGCAUGGCCACAUGACGGAGAGCUUCUCGUCUUCCGUCAGCUCUAUGAGCGCCAGUAUGACUUCCAGCGCUACUUUGCCCACAGCAGCGCCCAGGAUCAAGAGAAAUAAGAAAGUUCCCCAUAUCGAAGGUGACCCCACAGCAGAAGUUUCGCAUAUCAGCUUGAAAAUCGACUCUGUAGCCUGUGUAUUGCUGCAUAAGGAUAUUCUAGUCCCGACGUUGUUAGGCUCUGACGUCAUAUCGCCAAGCACGGCCGUCAAGCUGCAAGAAGUAGCCAGCGCCUUCUUCGCAAGCUUGGAGCCUUUCAGCAUUGUCGAUGACUUCACUGCGGCCAACGAGAUACUUGAUAGGACCACUUUGAAGAGCCAUUUGAGACUGCUAACGUCGGAGAUUUCAGUGGACGGCAGCGAGAAAUUGACGGCGGUGGGCAGUCAGAUGCUGUGUGAGGCAUCCGUCAAACAUCUGCUCGUCAGAGAGUGCCUCUACUACCCCACUGAGGAAGGGGAGAUGGUACAGGGAUACAACCUGAUCAAGUUCCUGAAUAAGGACGACGAAGACACCUCGAGUCGUUCCAGCCAGAAUGGCACGGCUGCGACUCAUGCGAACGUUCGGAUCACGUUCAAACAGACGUCCAAGUACGCGCGCAUGGCCGGCGGACAGAAACUUGUCAACCCUUCUACAGAUAUACUUAUAAAAUGCGCACCGUUCUACGUGGACGUGGAGCUGACGAUCAUAGAACGCAUGUGGGGGACGUUCUUCGGCGGCGUCAGUACCGGCACCGCUACGCCCCCCGCCACUAACGCCGCACAGAACCAGACCAGCGUCACCCUGCAGUGCCCUGACCUGCAUGCUGUGCUUAGAUUCCCAAUAGCGGAUCUCCGUCAAGGCAUAAACCGCGAGUUCCGCCGCGUGCGGCCCGACUACCUGCUGUUCAAGUUCCAGAACGCCAGCAUCAGCUCGCAGCAGACGCCCAGCGCCCGGCCCCAGCCCACCACCGUCCACGUACGGGCCACCGUGCUCGACCUGUAUUAUUACGAAAACGACAUAUUCCCGGGCACGCACAUAGCGCGCACCACCAUGGACGACAACGUCUCCGAGGGAAACAUCCUCAGUGGACACGUCACCUCCGCCGCCAUACCUACCAUAUCAAUAACCUUCAAACCGAAGAUCCCGGCAAAGGGACCAUUCGACGGUUUCAACGACGAGCCGACUCUCUUCGAGCCCGCGAACUCAAACCCGAUGACCACAUCGGUUUACCUCAUGAACAACUUGACUCCCAAGUACCCCAGCCCGUUCAGCGGGAAGAAAACGGCAUACCAAAGCAUUACUAAACAUGAAAACGAUGAUGAUGAUAAAGUAAAAGAAGAAGAGUUGAUAGUUCCUGGCAAUGAGGACGAGAUGUUGGAGUUCACGAACAACUCCAUCGACCUGUCCGCCAUACAUCUGGAGUUUAUUCUACCUAUCCUCAGCUUACAGCUUCAAUCAAAGCAGCUAUACGAGAUAAUCUACAACCGAAUAAACUCGGACCUGCUGCUAUGGGAGCCGCAGCCAGCAGAGCAGUACGACAUCAACCCCCUCCUCUACCCCGACCUCACCCCCGCCUUUGGCGCGUUCAAAGGCGUUGGGCAUGAUUCUGACACAGAAAGCACAUCGUCAGAGGAAGAGAACAACUUGUACUACUCGACGUAUGAUAAUAAGCUGCGCAAGGGCAUCGGGAACUGUCGGCCGCACGAGGAGACAGAGACGCACAACUUCUGUCUCACUCUCAAAGUUGGGAAAGGACUGCUUACUAUGUAUACUCCUGUCAGGGACAGCAACAAACGCGUGGUCCCAGGACAGAUGGGCGAGCUAGUACUAGAGGCGUACAACUUGUCCAUGUGCCAAGUGAGCGGCCUCAAUGGAAAGCCCAAGACCGCGCAGCUGUGUCUACGAGCUGACCGCACUACCUUGUACCAUGAUUCAAUGAUAACAAUACCAUCGGAGAAGCCUCCACUCCGCCAAUACGGUACCUUACUACCGUCCCACCUGAAGAGUACCAUCUACCCUUCAGGCAAGGGGGUGAUCAUCAAAGACAAACUCCUCAAGAAGGAUAUGUUCACUAUGGCUCUCAAAGUCGAGCCUGACGCCGAGUCUUCUAAUGUUAAGUCAAUCGUCAUAGCUCUGGGCAUAGAGCAAGCCACGCUUCGCUACAGGGGAGACAAGGGUAUAGCGUGGCUGACGCAGCUGAUGGACAUCAUUGACGUCAUCGACUACCCCGUGCCCGGGUACACCCCCUCCACUGUCAUGUCGGAGCUACAUGUACACGUCGUGGAUUGUGCUGUCGAUUAUAGACCACUGUACCUGCCAUUCCGCACGGUACUCACGCUAGGCAACUUCAGUGUAACGAGCAAUCUGAUAGCAGCCACGAAUACUUCGUGCCUACGCUUUAUAGCACAGGAGUGCACCCUGUUCCUGAUGCACAUUAUAGGGACUAAGCCCAACACAGCCGUGCCACUUGAUGACGACAAGUUACCUGAUAUAGUUAAAGACUAUGUCUGUGUCGUCGAUUUGGGAGUCUUCGAGCUAUCCCUCCGGAUGGCUGAUAAGAAUAAUUGCCCAGAGAAUCAACCGCACGUAGACCUGAGUGCUUCGAACAACAUGGUGACGCUCCACACGUGCUGGGACUCUGCAUCAGCUUUGUUCCGCCUGCUGUCCUACGCAGCAAUGGACGGGGACUCCACCCCGCCCAUCGAUCGGUCCUCGCGACACACCAGCAUCUGCUCCGACCAACCUUUAGAACAAUUAGUUGGACUAGACGACAGGCCCGUGGAAGAGAUAAGAGAACUAUCGCCGAGUGAAAUUCAACAGGUCAACGACCUCAUGGCUGAGGCUAUGAAAGAAAGCCCUAACAGCACUUUGGAAGAAGAAGACCUACAAAAUUCAAUGGAAGAGAAAAAUAAAACUACGGAGGUGUUUUAUUUUCCCGACGAGUCCAACAUGAAGCGAAGGCCCACUCUAGAACCCUCCGAGGAGGAACCUCGCGCCGCGCCCUUCGAAGAUUUACCUCCCAAGUUUUUCAAUGAUUCUGAAAAACCUUACAAUAUACAUGUUGCUAAAGAGCUAGGAGACCCUUCUUCUACUCCUAAGCGCACUCCUCGCAGGUCUAAGAGGAGAUCGACAAAAUCAAGUAGCGACGGUGGUAACACGGACGAUGAGUUCUGCUUCGUGGACUCGCAAUCGGUGCAUGCGGACGAGGAGAUGGACGAGCCGGGGGUCAGAUAUAUCCGACCUCCCUUCCCUCCUCCCCCUCAGCCGGAGCACCACUUCACUAAACCGAAGUUCAGGACUGAUGUCCUCGACGCACCUAAGGAUUAUCCACAACCAAUGUUAAGAUACAAGCUAUGUGAGAUGAGUAUAACGUGGAACAUGUACGGAGGCAACGACUUCCGAACGGUGGACCAGCCGCUACCCAAGAAGACGGUCACUAUUAAUGACCCUCGCUCACAAGGAUCACCUACUACUUCCAAACGUACGAAAGAGUACGAGCCGUACGAGUCGGGUCGCGCGGCGGCGGCGGCGUACCGCGCGGGCGGCGUGCGCUGGGCGGCCGGCAGCGAGCGCGUGCGGGCCGCGCGCCCCGCGCCGCGCCGCGACCUGCGCGAGCGGGGCGGACACGCGCGGGACCACAACACUAAAGUCAAAAUCUGUCUGUACAAGGUGAAGUUCAUAUACGACAUUUACCCCACGGACGGAGUAAUCGCGUCGCGUCAAACUCUGGCCAUCGCUAAGAUAGAAGUGCUGGACCAGCUAGUAUGCAGUGAUAUCAACAAAUUGCUCAGUCAAUACAGACACAAGGACGAACCCGAGAGGAAACAUGCUCACAUGUUUUAUAUAAAAUGCGUGCAUCGUCGGCCGGACCCGGAGCUAUCGGCGCAGGAGUGUUGCGUGGUGGUGUCUGUGCUACCUCUGUGGUUCAACCUCGACCAAGACACCCUGAACUUCCUCGCCGCCUUCGUCAACAAACUCGGCUCGGAUGAAUAUCCAGACGAUGACUCGAAAAGCGUGGGAGGCCUAUCUACAGACUCGAGUGGUUCCCGGCAGACAACGCCGACCCACCGGCCUCCCGUCAUGACCCUCGGCAGGGACCUUCGUGACCCUCCUCCCACGCCCUCCUCCAUUGGAGACAAUGACUCUAUUAAUGAGCCUAUGUACCGCAACGAUGAACCACUGAUGGAGAAGUACGAGGCGGAGCGCCUGGUCUCCGAGAACCUGAUCCAGCUGGAGGAGGACUUCCACAAGCUCGGCGUGCAGGAGAAGCCUCAAGCCAAGACCACCGCCGGCACUGAGCCUUUUGACGAUUCACCGAUAUAUUUCCGACGUUUUGUAUUCAAAUGCGAGGUGCCAAUUCGGCUAGACUACGUGGGCAAGCGAGUGGACCUGUCUGCCGGGCCUAUCGCCGGCUUGCUCAUGGGUCUAGCGCAACUCAACUGUUCUGAACUACUACUCAAGAAACUAGACUACAAAUUGGGGCUAUUAGGUAUCGAAAAGUUAAUACAAUAUGCAAGCACGGAGUGGGUUACUGAUAUCAAACGACAUCAACUGCCCGGACUGAUCGGCGGAAUUGGACCUAUGCAUUCUGUUCUGCAAUUUGCGGCGGGUAUAAAAGACCUGCUCUGGCUGCCGUACGAGCAGUGGCGGCGCGACGGUCGCCUGGUGCACGGCCUGCGGCGGGGCGCCGCCUCCUUCACCGCGCACACCGCCAUCGCCGCGCUAGACAUCACCACGCGACUGCUCAAACUCAUACAGGCAACAGCAGAAACAGCGUUCGACUUGCUAACCCCGGGUCCGACGCUGCAGCUGCAAGAAGCGUACGCCCGCCGCGAGAGGCGACGCCGGCGCAGGCACGACCCGGCCAGGCAUCCUUCGGACAUCCGGGACGGCGUCGCUAGUGCAUACCAGACUGUUAGGGAGGGUUUCGAAGACACAGCGGCGACGAUGGCGGCGGCGGCGCGGUGGUCGAACGGCGUGGGCGUGCUGCGGCACCUGCCGGGCGCGGCCGUGGCGCCGCUGGCGCUGGCGGCGGCGGGCGCGGCCGACGUGCUGGGCGGCGUGCGCGCCUCGCUGGCGCCGCACCACUCGCGGCACCACCAUGACAAGUGGCGCGCGCACCCGCCCGACACGCACACACACGAUUGUAUAGAAUAAGUAGAUCCCGUAAUCAACAAUGAUCUCUCUAACAAUUUAUUCUUGUGUAUAAUAUUGUGAGGGCGGAUUGCACUAAACUUAGAAAUUUGACGUCUCUUCGUUAGCGUAGUACCUUUACAUUCCUCGAUAAUAAAACAAUUUAGAUUUAGUAUAUUUUUGAUACAAUGUCGCUUGUUGAGUCAGCCACACUAUAUAAUAAUUAUAUUUGAUAGUACCUAUAUUUUGUAGUUUCCUUUUCAUGCUUUAAUCGUGUGGUUGGCUGUGGAGAUCAAUAUAAAAAUACAUAUCCAGUCAAACGCUCAACAUCGCAGUUUUAUAAUACGUAAACAACGGUUAGUGCAACCCGCUCCGUCUUCUGCUCAGCUCACCACGAGGCUCGUCCGUCGACUGCCAUUACGUUCACAUUUCGUUCAUCGAAACUUUUGCUAUUAGUGUAAAUCUAGAUGUAAGGUUCUUGGCGUUGAUCAGUAGGGCUGCGGCUAGAUACAUGUACUUGCCUCUAUUGGUAUAGACCCAUGGACACACGAUAUUUUUUUAUACAAUACGCGAUUUCAAAACGUGUGCUCAUCGAAAUGCGAUUGUAAAAAGCGCGCGUAGUGAUUCUAAAAUGUGAUGUAUUUUUAUACGAAGUUAUAAAUUUUCUUAAGCGAGGUACAAAACUGUUCUUUCUCGUUUCUGAUAUUAAAUUUAAAUUAUUUUAUAUAUUGGACAGGACACUGUUGCAACUAUAUGAAUAAUAGCGCUGACUUUGUAACUCAUAAUAUUACGGUAGAUUUAGUUUUAGUUGAUAUUUGUGUAUUUCAUUUUGUUAAUGUUUACAUUACAAGUACAUGCAUUUUCGUUCCUCAUUGAAAAUCUGUACGAAACGAAUUUUAAAAUUGUAAUUCAAUUAGCAGAACAUUGUCUAUAGAUGCCCUGUAUUCCUAUAUUUCUAACGGAGGGAUGCUAGUUGCACUGGAUAUGGCAUUUUUUACGAAGACUUAUCAUAUUCGUGUUAUGCAAAAUAAUUAUUAUGGAAUGUAAAUAAUGUUGUAUCCCCUGCAGCUAUAUUCGCCAGCAUGUUAAUACAACACCUACCUAUGAAGAGUUGAAGACUGUGGUGCUCGAGUUGAACAGUCUAGCAUUUUAGAGCAUUUAGCGGCUCCUUUAGAUUUUUUAUAAAUAAUCGUUGUACGGAAGUUUGGGUGCCAUGACAGAUAAUGUGAAUUUAUAAACAUUAGAUAUUAUAAUAUUACUUUCAUUAUACCGAGCUCCUAUUCGGAAUGUUUGUAAAUAGGUUUAUUAUAUAAUGACAUUGGGAUUUUCAAUUUAUUUUUUAUUCAAUAGUAAUGCAAAAUUCUGGAGAAUUUACUUCAAACAAAUCGCCUAACGCUAGACUUUACUGAGUAAAUAUCAUCAAACCGCCGCGCGGAUAGUCAGGAGGUGGAACAUAUAGUGACGGUGGAAGGUUUAUGCUAUUAUUUACUCAAGUAGAAAGCUUAUUUCAUUUUUACGCGUGAUUCCUUGAUAUCUAAUAGAGUAGUAAGACUCCAUAUUGUUUUUAUUCAAACAAAGAAAAUAAUCCUUUUGAUAAUAAAUCAAUAAAUAAUUAAAUGAUAUGAUUGCAA
Messenger RNA from Spodoptera frugiperda (fall armyworm), 8258 nucleotides. RefSeq names its product autophagy-related protein 2 homolog A. Gene Ontology annotation, molecular function: phosphatidylinositol-3-phosphate binding. Gene Ontology annotation, biological process: autophagosome assembly; autophagy of mitochondrion; reticulophagy. NCBI's taxonomy places the organism in Eukaryota, Metazoa, Arthropoda, Insecta, Lepidoptera, Noctuidae. The record is from RefSeq and is a predicted model, not a curated record. Gene Ontology annotation, cellular component: phagophore assembly site; extrinsic component of membrane.